Macrosiphum euphorbiae (potato aphid) is the source of this 1644-nucleotide messenger RNA. The record is from the annotation of a GenBank genome assembly. Lineage: Eukaryota; Metazoa; Arthropoda; Insecta; Hemiptera; Aphididae.
AUGCGUAUUUUCGAAGAUCGACCGGCAACAAUGAUGCACCACGAGUUGACUUCGAAGAAGAUGGAUUACUCGCACUGCCCGCUCAAGAAACGUCCCGUGCACUUUGUCAAAUGCGAGUACAUCAAAGACGAGAUGGAUUUCGACAACGCGGACGAAUGUUUGGAACCGGAAAACCUGAGCACUAAACCGCAAGAUCUGAGCGUGAAAAUCAAAUCGGAACCGAUCGCGUCGGUGGUGGUGAAAAAAGAAUCGCCUCCGCACGAAAACGCCGAGGCGCCUAUGCAGCCGUCGUCGUCUCCGUACUACAUCCCAAACCCACAACAACAACAACAGCAACAGGAGCAGCUACAGCAGCACCAACACCAACAGCAAAUGCGGCAGCAAGAACAACAGCAUCACCACCGCGUCGCAAUGCAACAGCAACAACCGUUCCAGCCGACGGCCGUCAAGGCUGCGGGCCCGCUGGAACCGCUGUGCCUGAACAUCGCGGGCGACCACCACCCGGCCGCCGCGCAGGCCGCGGUCGCGACGUACCAUCACCACGCACACCGGCAAUACGCGCCGGCCAUAGCGCCGAGGCCCGUGCCCGCCCAGUACCCGAGUACCGGUUACCUGUCCGGUUACAUGUACCAGCACGGCGGCAGCGCGAUGUUGGUCGCGGACAGAGCGUACCCCGUGCCCGCGGCGGUCCCGUACCCGCCCGCCAUGAUGGCCGUCGCCAGAGACGCUUCGCUGUCGCCGCCCGGCACCGCGGGCCGCACCGGUUCCGCCUUCAAGCCGCUCAUGCAGCUCACGUCGCCCGGCGGCGCGGUCACGCCGAUGCGCAGCCCGCCCGCGGCCUUGCCGCUCAGUUGGUUCGGGCGUACCGCGGUCAGCGGUUGGUCGCCGACGUCCGUGGAAGCCAUGGACGCGUCGCCGCCACUGCCCACGCCGUCGUCUGCGUCGUCGGCUUCGGCCAUAUCGCCGAGCUACCAGCACCAGCACCAGCAGACGGCGCCGGCGCCACAACAGCAGUACCAACUGCACUUGUACUCGGGCGAGAGCGACGCGACGACCACCGCGUCGUCGUCGUCCGUCGGCGGCGGAGGAGACGCGAUGGCGGCGGCCGUCAAGCGCAAGUCGUCCAGCGUGGUGGUCGCGGCCCGGUACAAGUGCGCCGCGUGCGCGAAGACGUACUCGACCGUGUCCGGGCUGACCAAGCACCAGCAGUACCACUGCGCGGACGACGAGGCGCAGUGCGCCGCGGCCAAGACGUUCCGGUGCAAGUACUGCGACAAGGCGUACAACACGCUCGGCGCGCUCAAGAUGCACAUCCGCACGCACACGCUGCCGUGCAUCUGCAAGCUGUGCGGCAAGGCGUUCAGCCGGCCGUGGCUGCUGCAGGGCCACAUCCGCACGCACACCGGCGAGAAGCCGUUCUCGUGCCAGCACUGCAACCGGGCGUUCGCCGACCGGUCCAACUUGCGCGCGCACCUGCAGACCCACUCGGACGUGAAGAAGUACUCGUGCCCGACGUGCAGCAAGACGUUCAGUCGCAUGUCGCUGCUCACCAAGCACUGCGACACCGGAUGUCCCCGACUGUUGCCCCAACACCAGCAGCAGCAGCAGCAACAGCAACAGCAGCAACAGCAACAGACGGUUUAG